AUGGACGCCUUUCACGAGGGUUUCUCUGCACCUCGUCCGGUUCGCAAGAAGUUCGCCAAACCACCAGUCAAGGUCGCCUGUUUGCCCUGCCGGGCCUCGCGCACUCGCUGUGGCGGGCAAGAGCCCUGCUCGAAUUGUCUCGCCAAAGGCCGAAAAUGCUCUUAUCUGCCCAGCAAGCGCGGCGGGCCGCGCAAAAAGAAGCAGCGCUUGUCCCCGUCCCCAGAUGGGGAAGAUCAGCAAAACGAGGCUCGCUUCCCCGAUGUUUCGGCGGACUUUGACGAAGCAUCGGGGAUGUUUAGUCAAAUCGAUGAUCUUUCUCUGCCUGGCGCGGGAUUGCGGCAUUUGGAUUUCAGUCAGGCGAACUCGGUGUUUCCGGGUUUCCCCUCCAUUCCAUUGGAUCUGUCGCCGUUACCUAUGAGUAACAAUGCUCAGUCAUUAGUGAGGCUCUAUGGGAGCGAGCUCGCGAUUUUGAACGCAUAUUACGAUUUUAUUCAUCUCUAUUUCCCCAUUUUGCCUCCGCGGGUGACGCCUCCAAGUCCGGAUCAACCCCUGCAUUGCCCAUUGUCUGGUUCUGGUAACUCUGAGCCUCUGAUGGUUUACCGGCCUCGGUCUCCAUUGAGUCUUGCUAUAUCUGCGGUCUUGGCCUUGAUCCCUCACCCGGAUGAUCCUGAGCCAGCAUCAAAUCUAUCAGUUCUCCGGCGGAGGACAUAUGCCCAUACGUUCGCGCAACUAGCCAAUUCCAUUAUCGAAGCCGAGAGUGAUCUGGACUUGUCAACUACAGAUCCUAGCCAGGCUCUCUCAACGCCGCGUCCGCCAGUCAAAAGGGAAAGGCUUCAUCCACGGACGCCGGGAGACCUUGAAACCUUGCUGGCACUGCUGGUUCUUUCAGUAUACGAAUACUCUCAAAGGGGCAAUCUUCUCAAAAUGAGAUAUCGGGCUAGUCAGGCACUCGCACUGGCAUUGGACAAAUCUCUGCACUGCUACACUGCCGAAAAUCAAUUUUCUGAAGCUCGCCGAAGAGCGUGGUGGAUGACAUAUUACUGUGUUAUUCAGGGCUCCAUCGUGAGCACUACACCCCCAACAAUCAUAAUCAACGAUCCUCAAUUUACAACCCCUUACCCGCGAUUUGCGUCGGAUGCCGAAGGAUGGUCUAUCUUGAUACAAGCGCAGCAAGUCUUGGUAUCAGCGACACAAUUUAUUGCAGAACUAAAUAACGGUCUUUCUUCACAAUCGACUAUGCACUACAUGUUUGAAAGAAUGCAACAACUAGAUUCCUGGACAAACUCGGUACUAUCACAAGCCGAGGUCCUGCCUAUUCCUCUCCAGGAUAACGACAUUGGGGACUGCCACGAAAGUACUACCGCGCGAAGUAUACGAUCGAUAGCUCACAUCAAACUCUCCAGUGCGCAAAUCAAGACCCAUCGCUUCCGCGCGUUCUCCGAUAUUCCUAUCUUCAUUAAGAAACACUGUGACUUGACAGCCGCGACUAAUCCCGGUUCCAUUCAAGACAAUAAAAUUCAAGGCUUAUCAUCAGCCCACCAACCUCACAACAUCUCAUGCUCAUGCAGCAGUCUAGACCAAUUCCAGCGCGCCUCAUCAGCGGAAUACAUGACACCAUCCGACUCAUCGACUUCGUCCGAUAUCCACCCCAAUAUACCUCAAUACCCCCAAAUACCCUUUGCCCCCGGCUUCCCUUACAGCCCACAGCAGUCAGCUAAGAUCUGUCUUCGCGCCGCCCUUGUGAUAUCUCGCACGUUCGAAAGCCUGCCAUACCCGCAGCCUCUCACGAGUAGCCACCACAAUCGCUCACCGCAACGCCUGCCUCGGACGAUGCCUUCGUUCGCAUGCUGCCUGAUGCAGAGUAGCUAUGCAAUGUUCAUGAUCUUCUACAAAGCUUCCGUUGCGAAGCAGUUUUCUCCGAGCUCCGAGCGGGACCUUAUGGGUGACUCAACGGACCGCCUCAUUGAGGAGUUGAGGCAAGGGCUUGAAAAGAUUAUCGUGGCCGUGUCAAAUUAUUCCAUGGCCUUUGAGGCCUUGGAUGGCAUGCGAGAUGAAAUUCAAGGCGCUUAUCAGACGGCCUUUCCCAACGCCAAUAUUUGA
Molecule: messenger RNA, 2100 nt
Organism: Penicillium chermesinum
Lineage: Eukaryota; Fungi; Ascomycota; Eurotiomycetes; Eurotiales; Aspergillaceae
Exons: 10
Coding region: 1-2100 (699 amino acids)
Biological process (GO): regulation of DNA-templated transcription; DNA-templated transcription
Molecular function (GO): DNA-binding transcription factor activity, RNA polymerase II-specific; DNA binding; zinc ion binding
Source: RefSeq, a predicted model, not a curated record